This is a messenger RNA of Acanthosepion pharaonis, 699 nucleotides long. NCBI's taxonomy places the organism in Eukaryota, Metazoa, Mollusca, Cephalopoda, Sepiida, Sepiidae. The record is from the annotation of a GenBank genome assembly.
AUGUUUUUCCAUAUGUCUAUAUCUAUCUAUCUAUCUAUCUAUCUAUCUAUCUAUCUAUCUAUCUAUCUAUCUAUCUCUUCGUUUGCUCUUAUUCUUUCUAUACCAAUUUUCAAUGUUAUAUUUGGCUUACUUAUAAGGUUUCUUCUUUCGUUUGCAUGCUUCAGUCCUUUUAUUAAUUGUUCCAGGUUUCUAUCUUCCUUGUUCAUGUUAAAAUCCCAUCUUUCUGUUUUUGUCUGCAGUCUACCCACUCACCAAUUGUUUUUUCAUUCUUUUGAAUUGAAGUUCAAAAGUUUUUAUCUUUUUUCUUUUCUCUCUUGUGUAGACAAAGUUCUCUUCUUGGUGACCAAACUCCCUUCUUUCUUCACUUAUUUUCCUCCCGUCCGCCUGGAAAUGACGCCUUUCUUUUACGGCCCUCCAAACUCCACUUAUGGACUUCUUUUAAAACUUUCUUUUCUGGGGCUUCUUAGAGAGGACUUCUUAAAACUUUCUCUGAAGGUGCAACUUGCCUUCAGCAACUUAUUACCCAUGCAUCCUUUACUUAUGAGCAAACGCUGCCUGCCUUUUCAGCAGGGAGAGAGAAUCGAACCUUCUGUUUCUAAGCGGUCUCAUUUCCAACUGCUACCAAGGUCCAGUCCCAGUUUUCCCUUUCCCUUCAAAAGGGGCGCUUCAUCUUUGAACCGUCCAAUCACAGUCCAUUAA